Molecule: messenger RNA, 2037 nt
Organism: Alnus glutinosa
Lineage: Eukaryota; Viridiplantae; Streptophyta; Magnoliopsida; Fagales; Betulaceae
Exons: 13
Coding region: 156-1811 (551 amino acids)
Source: RefSeq, a predicted model, not a curated record
AACCCAAUUCCGGCGUGUAGUCGUGUACGAAUUACGAUGGAAGUAAACUAAGCCAUUUAUCGCUCUCACUCAGGAAAGGGCGCUAGGGUUUCAGUCCUUCUGAGCAAACAAUCGAAUCGAUCAGAGAGAGAGAGAGAGAGAGGGAGAGAGAGAAGAUGUGGCACGAGGCGAGAAGGUCGGAGAGGAAGGUCCACGACAUGAUGGACGCGGCUCGAAAGCGAGCUCAGAGACGAGCCGUGUUCUUGGCCAAGCGGCGCGGCGAUCCUCAGCAGUCGAUCCAGGCCAUCGGCGCUCGCUCCCGCGUGUACCGCGACGACGCCCUCUACCAAGCCACUCAGGAUCAGCAAGGCCUGAUACCGUGGAAUGGUAAACAGGAUAUUUUGAUUGAUAGAUUUGAUGGCCGUGCCCUUCUUGAUUUCAUUCGGGAUCCUGGAUCCCGGCAUUUUCGGGUCCCGGAGAAGUCAGAAGAAGAAGAAGAACUAGAAGAGUUUGUUAGUUUUGAGCGUUAUCGGGAUUUAAUUAAGCAUCGACGUAGAGGAUUUACUGAUGAGGAAGGUUUGCAACAUGUAAACCAAGAGAUGGAAGCAAAGGCCGUUGCUCCUUUUAUAUCAGACAGAUUUCAGCCACAGCCUCCUGCAAGCAAGGGUUCUUAUUCGCAGGUGGGCUUUUCCUAUGAAGGGGAUGGGAAAGAGGAAGCCCAUCUUUCUGAUGCUGAUGAUAAUGAUGAUGACGGCGACGAAGAUGAUGAUGAGGAUUUCAACAGUGAUGAUAGCAAUGAUGAAGAGAUGGAUAUUAUAGCAAAAGAAUUUGGUGUAAAAAGGUAUGGAUGGCUUGUUUACAUGGAUAAAAAGGCCAAGGAGGAAGAGAAAAGGCAAAAGGAAGUUAUCAAAGGCGAUCCUGCAAUUAGGAAGCUGAGUCGUAAGGAAAGAAGGAAAGUUUCUCAAAUAGAAAGGGAGAGAGAAAGAGAAGUUGCACGGGUAACUGGAGCCAGAGUGCUCCAUCAUGAUCCGUACAGGGAACCUAGGCGAAGCCCAACAUAUGAAGCUUAUCCACGUUCUAGAAGAUCGAGAUCACGGUCAUACUCCCCAUCAUAUUCAAGGCGUUAUCCUCGUGGAGGGCAUUAUGAUGAUGUUCAUAGAAGCAAGCCAAGGACACCUAAAAUCGAAUUCAUUACUGAAUUUGGGGGUUCUGGUGAUGGGGAUGAACCAAAGCUUGAACGAUUUUCUCCACCACCAUCUCCACAAUCUCAGGCUGACUUGUUAAACCGGCCGUCAUCUGGUCGUAUACUUGAGGCACUGCAUGUUGAUCCUGCAUCUGGUGUAUCCCUUGAUAAGGAAAAGAGUGCUAAAGUGUUGAAACCAUCAGUGAGCACAACUUCGGCAAUUGCAAAGUUAACUAAGGCAAGUACUUCUGGGGGGCCCUUAAAUAAACAACCGGUGGAGAAGAAGGAAACUCCUCAAGAACGACUUAAAAGGAUUAUGAGCAGACAGCUGAACAAACAGAUUAAAAAGGAUACUGCUACUGAGAUGGCUAAAAAACGAGAACAGGAGCGCCAGAGGCUUGAAAAGCUUGCAGAAACAAGCCGCUUAAGUCGAUAUAGGCAUCGGAGCCGCAGCCACAGCCGCAGCGAGAGCAACAGCCGGUCUCCUCCAAGAAGACACCGACAUAGUAGAAGUCCAAGUAGAAGCAGGAGUUCCCGAAGAUAUUAUUCCCGAUCUCGAUCUCGCUCUCGCUCUCAUUCUCGCACUCGUUCCCCUUCUCGCUCCUGCUCCCGUUCCCCAAGGGUAAGAAGCCAUUCAAGGUAUCGAUAACUGAUAUUGCUGUAAAAUUGGCAGUCAGGUGUCUUAUCUUGUGUAUCGAGUCUUUUGUAUUAUCAGAAUGUAACAGUGGGCAGCAUCACACAGUUGCUUCAAUUAGUAAGGUCGUGUCGUUGUGAGGGAAGAUUUAGUAUGAAUCCUUUGUUUAAUUCAGUUGCAAUCUCUCCCUGUUUGAGACUAUUAUUAAUUGGUUUACUUAUAUGCUUUUGUAAUAUAUUAA